AUGCUUGCCAAGUUACUUCGUGUUAUUCUUGUGUUAACAGUUUUGUUUUUCCCAAUUGUUCAGCCUUUUUUGGCUUCAGCUUUUUCAUCUGUUAGUCAAGCUGGGAAGACAAGCAACUGUCAAGAUUGGAGUGAAUAUGGCCCAUGCUUCAGCACGGCUGACAGAUCCUUCUGGUCGCGGUUACCAAAACAAUGUUACCAGAAUAGGUAUAUGUCGUUAAUCACCGGUAUCGGAAAUCCAAUUGUUCAAAAAGUUAUGGAUUAUGCCGAACUCUUUAAUAAAUCAGCUAAUGCUUGUGGAAUGUGCAAUGUGCAAGUUGCAUGUUCACCUAGAUGCGAGUACACUCCUGGAGGUAAUUCUUUCGGAGUUGUAGAUAGAAUUUGUGAUUUGCCGACUGAACGACAAGCUUGUGCUAUGACAGAACAGGCUUUUGACCAACGAUCUGGGACUUGUAAAGUCUGGCCUCCAAAAUAUACUACAGCUGUUGAUUUCCUCGGAGCUCUAGUUCCACCAAAUAUUAGAGACCAAGUGUGGUCUUUGAAGCCGUUGAAUUGCAUCAGCAUUGAUGAGAAAUGUUAUUGUUGCUGUUCUCCAUAUACACCCAAUCCUUGUGAUGCUAAAUGUACUUUAACUCCAUGUAGUAGACGGCAAGCUUUCUCAUCCACACAAAUCAAAAUUCUCCGACGUAAAUGGAUAGCCAAAAUAGAAGAGAGGGAAACAACAACUGAUGAAGAAUAA
Molecule: messenger RNA, 738 nt
Organism: Auanema sp. JU1783
Lineage: Eukaryota; Metazoa; Nematoda; Chromadorea; Rhabditida; Rhabditidae
Source: the annotation of a GenBank genome assembly